Messenger RNA from Triticum urartu, 1971 nucleotides. RefSeq names its product B3 domain-containing protein Os03g0619600-like. Gene Ontology annotation, molecular function: DNA binding. The record is from RefSeq and is a predicted model, not a curated record. Lineage: Eukaryota; Viridiplantae; Streptophyta; Magnoliopsida; Poales; Poaceae.
GAAUGAGAGGGCAAAUCAGGGCAUCCUACAGGCCUUCCGUUCGGUGGCUCCACUUGCUUCUUCUCUCCCUCCUCCGCCUUCCCGUGGUAUCCAUUCCUGGCUCUUCAAGUUCCAGCAACACUUCAUCGUUGUGAGCAUUGAGUACUACCUUCCAGCCUGCACUGCAGUGAGUCCUUCGCUGUUGUUUGCUGUAUAGCAUUUUGUGUAUCUCUUUUCCUGUGCAUUCUGCUUCUUUUCCUCCAGUCCUUUUGUUGGGUUCUGCAAGAUCUGCUGCCGCUUAGACAAAGGAAACUUUCAGAAAUUCCCACAGUGAGAAGCUAUACAGCUUUCAUUCUUGUUGGAGACCAGUUAACUUGAUGGGUGCGUGCAGGGGCUGAGCAUUUAGGCGCUUGCAAUCUGCUUGAGCUGUAGCUGGUCCUUCCCGCCAGAAACUCUCUGUACUCUCUGUACUCUGUUUCUUGAUUCUAUCUUGAUAUACCGCAAGCAGUCCUCAUGCAUGAUUCGGAAAAAGAAAAAUUGAUGAGUAGUGGCAGCCUAAUACAAAGUGCUGCAGAGGAUAGCAAGAUUUUCUCUCGCUGCCAGUGCCAGUCAUUAUCUAUGUUUUUCUGCUUACAGGACAUUAGUAGGCGGCGAGAUGAGAAAGUCCUGCGAGUGCUGCAAGAGAUACUGGACUCAUUUGCAUGGAAAGGUCAAGUGUUUCUUCACCCACAUGGACAGAAACUCUAGCCAUAGCAUGGUCAUACCAGAGAGCUUUGUGAACUAUUUCGGGUGGAAGCUGUCAGGAACCAUUGAACUAGAAGCCCCCAAUGGUAAUGUGUACGAUGUCGGAAUUACUGAGCGUAGGAACAAAACAGUACUCCGAUCUGGGUGGGAGGCGUUUGUGGACGCGAAUCAUAUAGUAGAAAGAGACUCGCUGAUGUUCCGAUACCGUGGAAAUUGUCGCUUCAAGGUUGUGGUCUUUGGUGCUAGUGGUUGUGAGAAAGUGGUGUCAUGUUCUGCUCGCACACAUAGCAAUAUCAAUGAUCAAGAACCAAGCACAAAUUCUACAGACAUUUCAACCAGUUCCAGUGAUGGUAAUACUCAUUCGUCAGCACGAGGACGAUCGGAUGAUUGCCAGAGUGGAAGCUCAGGCCAUUGUCGAAAACGAGCAAGGAAAGAUGCAAUACCUUCUCGGUCAGAGGAUUUGUCAGAAGACAGUCCAUGUGAGCACGAGUCAUCUGAAUGGGAAGAUACUAAACGUAUUGGAAUAACACCCGACCAUGAUGAUACAGACCCAUACAUGAUGUCACUGGGUGCCCGUCUAUCCCAAAUGCAGAGGAAGAAAGUUCUGAAGAAAGUUGGAGCCAUUGCAUCAGAUCUGCACAUCUACGUCGCAGUCAUGACCACGACCAGUGUCCGUGCCGCCCUAACCUUUGCCACACAAUACUGUGACACGUACCUUCGGAAGGGGAGCCGGAGUUUGGUGUUUCAGGCAGAGGGGAAGAGCCAGCAAUGGCAUGGUGAGUUGCACGACACCAAUCGUGCCCUGAGGAUAUUUGGAGGCUGGACUUCUUUUGCGAGAGACAAUAACCUGCGGGAGGGGGACAUCUGCCUCUUCGAGCUGAUGAAAAACAGGGUGGAACUGAAGCAGAAGAUGAUGGUCUAUAUCAUUCGCCGUGAGCGUUGCUAGUUUAGUUUCACGCUCUUGACAAGAGGAAUAGAGGUCUCUCCUCUUUGUGCUGGCAUUUUGUAUGUUGCUGAUGGUGGGGCUCUUUGCUGCUUUUGUGAUCUGAAAGUAGAACUGUGGGCAUGGCCAGCCAUUCUCUGGAGUGAGUAAGAAACCUAUAUCUGUAGUAGCUUAGUUUCAAACAGACCGUGAUUUCUUACUUCAGCGGCAGCCUUAUUUUGUGGCAUGAAGUUUAAACUAGUUGUGUUGACGAUGUUUGUUUGAGGAAGCCACUUGAUUGUUUGUAUCCUCUGAAGUUUAAUGAA